Messenger RNA from Brassica oleracea var. oleracea, 1827 nucleotides. RefSeq lists its product as uncharacterized. The record is from RefSeq and is a predicted model, not a curated record. The transcript is spliced from 11 exons. Bases 260 to 1594 code for a protein of 444 amino acids. NCBI's taxonomy places the organism in Eukaryota, Viridiplantae, Streptophyta, Magnoliopsida, Brassicales, Brassicaceae.
AAUUGUUUUUAUUAACAAAUAAAAAAACAUAUAAUUUCCCAGAGGAAAAAUAUCAGUGAGUCGAUGAUUAUUUUUGGGCUAAAUCGGUAAAAUAAAAAGCAGGAGAGGAGAUAGAAGAGAGCAUGGGAUGGGAUGAUGAGGAUAACGUAGAGACGUGAUAUGGUUAUAGAAGCUGACGUCACUCUCAAACCGCGAUUCAAGGAUCUUUCAUCUGUUUUUGUUUUGUCUUCUCUGUGUAUAUAUAUACAUAAGAGUAUCAAUGUCUACGGCUUCUUGGAUUCAGCCUCCUUGUAGAUUCUUACCAGAUCGUGGUGGUGGUGGUUUCGCUAAGUCAAGCUUAAGCAGAACGCGACAGUUUCCCGGCGUCGUUUCUUCUUCAUCGUGCUCUUGUGGCUAUUCCGAGAUUUUGAAUUUCGAUUUCGGGUCUAGCAGAAGCUGGAACCAUCAGGGACUCAGGGUUCAAGCAAUGAGUGCCACUGCCCAACGGAAAUUUUCGCUAUCUAAAGGUGACGCCGAUGAGAAAAUUGAACCUGAUCACCUUCUUGUUCUUGUACACGGUAUCUUGGCCAGUCCUAGCGACUGGCUCUACGUAGAAGCUGAGAUGAAAAGACGCCUUGGAAGAAGAUUCUUGAUUUAUGCAAGUUCUUCAAAUACCUUCACUAAAACGUUUGGCGGGAUCGAUGGAGCUGGGAAACGAUUAGCAGAAGAGGUUAGACAAGUUAUCCAAAAGAGCAAGAGCUUAAAGAAGAUAUCCUUUUUAGCCCACUCCCUCGGCGGCUUAUUUGCCAGACAUGCUGUUGCUGUUCUUUACUCGGCAGCAGCCAGUGAUGGUGCUGCUGUCUCUAACUCUGGGAAUUCACAUCUUCCGAGAGUUUUGCUGGCUGGGCUCGAGCCGAUUAAUUUCAUCACCUUGGCAACACCUCAUUUGGGAGUGAGAGGCAGAAAGCAGCUGCCUUUCUUGUUGGGAGUUCCUAUAUUAGAAAGACUCGCUGCACCAUUAGCUCCAUUCGUUGUUGGCCGGACUGGUAGCCAGUUGUUUCUUACUGAUGGUAAAGCUGAUAAGCCACCUCUUCUCUUGAGGAUGGCAUCCGAUUGUGAAGAUCUGAAAUUCUUAUCGUCCUUGGGAUCGUUCCGAAGCCGCAUCGUGUAUGCAAACGUAUCUUAUGACCACAUGGUUGGCUGGCGUACAUCUUCCAUAAGGAGAGAAACUGAACUUUUCAAGCCUCCACGCCGGUCUCUUGAUGGAUACAAGCAUGUUGUCGAUGUAGAAUACUGUCCUCCUGUUUCGUCGGAUGGAGCCCAUUUUCCUCCAGAAGCUGCUAAAGCCAAGGAAGCCGCACAAAGCUCGCCUAGUCCUCAGAACACACUCGAGUAUCAUGAAAUAGUUGAAGAUGAGAUGAUCCGUGGCCUGCAGACUUUAGGGUGGAAGAAAGUUGAUGUCAGCUUCCACUCAACGUUCUGGCCUUACUUAGCUCAUAACAACAUUCACGUGAAAAGUGAAAGACUAUACAAAGCAGGAGCUGGAGUUGUUGCCCAUGUUGCAGAUAGCAUAAAACAGCAAGAGACGUCCACGUUCAUCACUGCCAGCUUAUAGACUGUGUAAAGUCGGUCGAGUGUUUAACCGGUUGAUGUUGAUUUCCGGUUGCUUUUCUAUGAACCAUUUCUGUGUUUUUUUUACUAUACAGUUUGGGAGAUUGGUCCGGAUUAAGAACUUUCAGUCUUACUUUUUCCUUUUUCCAAUUCGUCUGUACAUUAUUUUCUUGUAUUACCUUGGUGAUUUUACAACACUUGAAAGUUGGUAUAGAAAUAUACAUAUUUUUGUUCCAA